Molecule: messenger RNA, 16491 nt
Organism: Malaya genurostris
Lineage: Eukaryota; Metazoa; Arthropoda; Insecta; Diptera; Culicidae
Gene: Cdep
Product: FERM, ARHGEF and pleckstrin domain-containing protein 2
Exons: 10
Coding region: 1266-14507 (4413 amino acids)
Cellular component (GO): cytoskeleton
Molecular function (GO): guanyl-nucleotide exchange factor activity; cytoskeletal protein binding
Source: RefSeq, a predicted model, not a curated record
CGUCACAGAAAAGUCGUAAUGGCCAAAGUGAUUGGGCGUGUUUCAGAUGUUCUCCCCAAGAUCAACCGUUGUUUGCUGGCCCAAGUGAAGUGAUUUCAUGUUUGUAAAAUUGGAAUGUAAAAACGCAUUAUCAGCUAAAAUUAUCAGCUGUUGUGUUAGUGUGCAAAUUCGAGCUGGAAAGUCACGAGUUCAACUGUGUUGCUCAAAGCAAAAGAUAUACAUUUUCAUAGUCCUUGCGAUUGUAAGCUACGUUUACGACAAUUGGAUUCACGCAAAAAUGUUUCAAAGUGCUUACUGGCGAAAGUGAAAAGUGUGUUGUAAUCAUUAUUGUUGAAAUUUGCAUAAAUUGUGUACUUUUUGAAAGGUAAAAAGUGAAAAACAGAUUUUUUUCGCUGCACCUUUUUUCAACUUUGCACCCCUCCCUGCACACACUAAACGUCUCAUCUGUCCUGUUCGUUAAAGCAACGAAACGAAGAAGGGCACCCUCGGCGAGCUUACGAAACCCACUCCCGUUGCUCAGUUGCCGCCGAUUUCAACCAGAUUCGAGUUCAUCUGAUUCAGAGCUGUAUAUGGUGUGUGGAAUGCUGGAGAAAAUUGUUGAUUUGUUGAAAUAAUUGUUUAGAGCUUAGGGAGUGAAUUAAUUUGAAAUAUAGUGUGAAAUAAGUCAAGAAAAUAUAUAUUCUAUUCUAGCGGCGUGUUUCCCAUAGUAAUCUUUUGCUGAGUACGAGUUCAAAGUCAGCUUUGUUUAUUGAGCAACCACAGAAGCGCAUGUAAAAUAUCGAAUUCGUGUGGGUGAUGCAACGAGAACGAUGAAGACGAGUGCGGGUAGUAGAGUUGAAGAAGCGAUGGUGGCAGUCAGUGAAUAUUCAUGAAAGAAGAAAAGAGUAUGUAGCCCAGAUGUGAUCUGCCAGCCAAGAGAUAGAGUAGAUGUGCGUUCGUUGAUUUACUUUGUGUUUUCUGUUAUCUGGUUUAGUCAUUACACUUGCCCUAUAGUUGUGUACGUGCGUUGCUUCGCGAGGCAGUGAAUGAAAAGCAGCAACACACCGCAAGAGCAAAAUAAAACGAAAUAAUAACGAAGAAAAUAACAACCAGGGAGGUCAACAGAACUACGUGUUUACAUCACAGCUGAGGUAGAUGAUUUCACGUGAUCCGUAGAGACUACCGAAUUGUGCACAAGUGUGGGUGUGUGCGGGUGUUUAUAGUUCGGAAUCGUUUAUCAGGCAAUUGUUUACAGUUGACCUAUUAACAACAAAACCGCGGCAAUUAUGUCACUAGAUUCGAUGGGACCGUCGGCCACCGGUGGUGGCAGUUCCGGUGUUGGAACUUUAUCCGGAACCAGAAUGAUUCACUCACUGAGCACGCCGUCUGGAGUGGACGGCACUAUCUCGGCUUCACAUUCUCGGGGUGGCAAAAAACUGGCUGUUAGAAUACAAAUGCUGGACGACACGGUUACCAUGUUUCAGGUUCAGGCCAAAGCCCUUGGUAAGGUGCUAUUCGAGCAGGUAUGUCGCCAACUGAAUCUGCUCGAGGCAGAUUAUUUCGGGCUGGAAUAUCAGGAGGCACCAUCCGGAACCAAGUACUGGCUAGAUUUGGAAAAACCAUUGAACCGGCAGGUUGGCCUGUCACUCAUCGAACCAAUGCUGCGAUUCUGUGUAAAAUUCUACACACCUGAUCCGCUGCAACUGGAGGAGGAGUAUACCCGGUACCUGUUCUGCCUCCAGGUCAAACGGGAUCUGGCGACCGGGAGUUUGCAGUGUAAUGAUAACACGGCAGCUCUGAUGGCCAGCUACAUUGUACAAGCAUCUUGCGGAGACUACGCCCCGGAGGAUUAUCCAGAUCACACGUAUUUGUCGUCAUAUCGAUUCGUUCCUCAGCAGGACCACACCAUGCAGCGAAGGAUAAUGGAAAACCACAAGAAACACCUUGGUCAAUCCCCGGCUGAAGCAGACCUAAAUCUACUGGAAACGGCUCGUCGGUGUGAACUAUAUGGCAUGAAGAUGCAUCCUGCGAAAGAUCAUGAAGGUGUCCCGUUAAAUUUAGCAGUAGCGCACAUGGGCAUCGCCGUUUUUCAGGGUAUCACUCGAAUCAACACCUUUUCCUGGGCAAAAAUACGGAAAAUCUCGUUCAAGCGGAAAAAAUUCCUUAUAAAGCUACAUCCGGAAAAUUAUAUGUAUCACAAAGACACGGUGGAGUUUUUCUUCGAAGGUCGCAACGAAUGUAAAAAUUUCUGGAAAAAGUGUGUCGAAAAUCAUGGCUUCUUCCGAUGCUCAACGGUUCAGAAUGUGCAGAGGCGGAAAGCCCGAGUUCUUUCCAGAGGCAGUUCUUUUAGGUACAGUGGUAAAACGCAAAAACAAAUCAUCGAAUUCGUACGCGACAAUUACGUAAAGCGACAAACGUUCCAAAGGUCUCAGUCUUUCCGUCAGGGUCCUCUACAUUCAAGUAACCGAAGCCAAUCACGCACUUCAUGUAACGUGAAUCAAAGCAUCUCGGCUCAUCCUUUACUUCCGAUCGAAACCGCGGAAUGGGAGCGUCGCAGUCAGAGCAACGUCUUGAAGACGCCUUCUCAGAUGAGGAAACCAGUGGAUAUGGAGGAGGAUCCCCGACCCGGCAGUCCUACCGGCCGCAACCGUUCUCAGCUCACGGAAGCCCAGGUGGAGACCUAUCCGACGAGGAGCUUUACCCAAAUGGGAACGGAUACAUCCACGGUGGCGGGGGACCGCCAUCAGCAGUCGGGCAACCAGGACUCGAGCCGAUCUGCCUCACCGGGGGGCACAUGGAGUUCGCCAUAUCACCCCAACAGCAGCAGCAACAACAACAACAACAACAACAACAACAGCAGCCAUGUGCGAGAAGUCGAUCGGGCUCGUGUACGUCAAGACGGUCUCAGUUCCGGUCUGAACCACCGCCUCUAUGCCACUAUGUCCCCCAGUUACAUUCAUCGCAGCCACAGAUAUACCACGCCGCCGCAGCAGCGUCGGGCCUCAGCCGGUCCGCUGGGCCAACCGGCGGAUCGCAGCAGUUCUAUGGGGGAGACAACGGUCUCCUCCACCAGCCGGGAGAGUGUUUUAUCGCCGGCGGACAUUCACAUCAGACGCUCUUCGGCAGUGCCGGCAACGGGCCGCAUGGGCCCAUCGGGAACCAACAACUCUCAAUCCCACCAUGCCACACUAGCCCGUUAUAGCAAUACGAGUACUUAUUCGAUGUCUAAAUCGGUCAGCACCGGUACCGACCUGUCGGACGAUAUUGCCGAUAACAUUAUCUACUCGGACAUUAACGAUCUCUAUCGCCGUGGCCAACGAUCCGAUCGACAAGUCGCUAUCGGCAUUAUGGUUAACGGCGGAGAGAGCGCUAGUGCUGCCGAAGAUGAAGAAGAAGAAAUUAUGGAUGAGGUGCUAGAUGAAAACGCCAUUCGACAAACGUACGUAGAUGACGAUGAAGAGGACGAAGAUGAAAUCGACAUCCGCUACGCUACAGCAACCCAGAUUAAGGUGAUGACGGGAACCGCAGCUAACAUCUCGAUGAAUAAUGCUAUAAGCAAUACUGUUGUCAGUGACGAUCUUUACGCAACGGUGAAUCGAAAAAGUAAAACCAACAAACCACAACUACUGCUACAAUCACAACCAAAACAAGCCAAUAUAUCUCAUCAUACCGGUAAACACUUCAGUGAUGAGUUCAUAGAUGAUACCAUUAGAAACUAUAAUAGUCAUACUAACAUAAGUAGUCAAAUAAACACCUCUAGUACAGGUCAGCUCAACUUCGUCAGUGGCGAUAUGUACGCAAAAUCUUCAACCCACUUCGAAGAGUAUUUCGGCGCCAAUCGGUAUUCCGACACGUCGGAUUAUUUCAGUCACAGUCAUAGCCAGCCACACUAUUCCCAUUCGCCAAAUUCUCACUCGUUAGCCACGACUAUAACGCACAAAAAUGGACUUACCGACGAUGACGAACGCUACUCGCAGUCGCAUCCACCACCGGUGCAACCGCGAACUUCGCACUCGUUACCACGUAAUUCUGAACUGUCCAAAAUCGAUUCCAUAGAUUCAUCCUACAGCGGUGGAGAACAUCAUCUGGUCGGCCAUCAUUCACUGAGUAAUCUGCCCAAUUCCUCCAAGGUUACCAACGAUUAUCUCCACUAUUCGACUCUGUUGAAAAAUGCCGAAGAUGAUGGUAUGAAUAGCAAGAAAACUUCAUCGGAACGAUUGGAGUACGAGUUGUCCAAUGCGAACCUUUACUCUACGGUUCAAUAUAAGGGCACCUAUGACGAUCAGGAUGACUACGAAGACGACUACACGGGUGGCUAUCCGACUGACACAAAUAGCAUUGGGAAGAACGUUUGGCAACGAAGUACCUCGUGUAAGGAAUUGUACGAUUACAACUACGAUGCAGGAAGGCUGGACUUUUCGUCACUCGAGCGAGAAUUCCUAACUUCUGAUCGCAUCGAUAGUCCUGUAACGCGGUAUGACGAUUCUCGCCACUCGAUGUAUGUACAGAAAAAUCACUCCAUGGAUAUAGGCCAGGAAUUCUUGGGUACGGAUGGGAAAGUCUACUCAUCCAGUUAUCCCGGAACGACUUACAAUACAAUUGAUCACAACAGCUAUAAACGUCAGAAUGGAAAUUUUUAUUCAAACUUCGAAUAUGGAUCCCAGGAUGAUAUCUCUCACGAUAGCUAUGAGCUCCUGGAGAAAUCCGACGAUGAUAUUUACUUCAGAGUGAAAGACGAACCACACACUCGAUCAUGCUCGUUAGACUCCGGAAACUAUAUUCCAACUGAUGACGAAAGUAUUUCCGAACAUCAUUCGCACCACAUUUCCCGAUUUGCCCGAUACCGAAGUAGUUUGGAGACUAAAUCCAAAAGCACAGCAGAUAUUGACGAUCUGGACGAUAUGUUUUUGAUGGAAGAUCCACGAGAUCUUCCGCGAGAAAAACUGUGUGUUAAAUCUGAUGGUAAUUUCUACAAACAGCUCAAAAAAGCAAUGGGCUCAAGGACAUCCAGCCCGGAGUCACGUAGCGAUUGCUAUGAAUCUAAACUAUCUAAAAGUAGCGAUUCGAGCAAAAAAUCAAAAGACAGCGUCUACCACACAGAUAGUAAUAAAAAAUCUCGCGAGACUCUCAAAAGUAAAUCCGGUUCUGGAUUCAAUUCUAGAACCUCCAGCCAGGAUUCGCGAGAUUCCUUCGGAAUGGAUAUUUUAUUAACCAAGAACUACGAAAUGCCGACAACCACAAGCAAAAAAGCGAAGUAUCUCAGUAAACGCUUUGACAGUAGCUCACGAAAUUCGAGUCAGGAAUCGAAGAGUGAUUACUACGACGCCAAUGAGCAGGCAGUCGAGUUGGAGGAUAUGGAAUCGGAUGAACUUUACCCUCGAGCAAAAGUUCAUUCACACGAUAAUAUUCCUGGUGAAGUCGGUGGAGCACCGAACAAAACCGUCAGCAAUGGUUUCUACGAUAAUCAGAUUUACUCGUCGACGUUCCCCAGUGCACAGUCAAAACCUCCCACGAAGACAACUUCGCACGUGACUUCGAUUUCAUUGCAGAAUGUAGAACUGGAUCGAAACGCUCGAAGUUACCCGUCGUUCAAAUCACCCGACCCGGUAGUACCUCAGGCGAUGCCAAAACCAAUCGAUAAGCAACCUCCGAAAGCGACACACAUCUGGCCAGAAGAGAUAGAAGGCCUCCCGACUACGAUAAGUAGUGAGAGCCAGCGGAUUGAUCGUACGCGAGCUUUCCGUAGAAAAUCGGACAGUGAAAAUAUAUUCAGUUUUGAUAAAGAGAAAAUCGAAUCUUUAACUAGUAGUAUGAACGACGAAACUCCAACCACUGCAAUCAUGAUAGAAACCAAGGCAAAAACCAGUCCAGACUAUCCUUUGACCCCAGAACUGUUGUCGGAAUUCGAUAAACAGAAGAUCGAAUCUCCUCACGCUCUUCCCAAACAGUCCCGCAAGGAAGAAUUGAUGGCAAAGACGCACUUCGAAGAAUACAACCCAAAGUUGAUCCUCGAUACGCCAAUUCCGGGUGUUCUGACUUACACCCACGCCACCGUUGAACGUACCAAGUCGGAUCCAAACUCUUUGGCCAAUCGGCCUCGUCUGGGACCGAACUCGCGGCGUCAUACCCUAAUGCAUCAAAAAUCUAUCGAUCUAACUCCGGCCGAUUCAAGCGAAGAAGAAUAUAUGUACAGGCAGAUUCCGAGUGCUCCGCCACUGUGUAAAACUCACGGCAGUCAUUUUGAAAUCCCUCAAAAUUUCGAUAUGAAUAUGGCAGUAAUCGACUUACCUCCGAACGGAUUCGAAGUACCCAAGAGCUUCUUCAAAGACUACAACCGUCGAAUGCACAAAGUACUUAAAGAUGACAUCCCGUACGUUCUGCACAAGCGUCACAUAAUGAACGGAACGGCACCUUCGCCGUCGCAAGAGAAACAGCACCGAUGUGCGAAACCAAAAAGUCCCAAAUCUCCCAAAAGCCCAAAGUCUCCGAAGUCCCCCAAAUCUCCGAAAAUGGAAAUGCGAGACAUAACAACACAGAAGGAGAACACACUGCGUGUGCAAGAGAAUUACGAAGUUCAGAUGGCAGACAAUGGUCAAGGAUUUCUUUUUACCCAAAACAUAGAUCUCUCUAAAGUUGAUCCCGUAACCCUAGAAGUCGACAAAUCUGUUCAAACUAUGCAGAUAACCAGUCCGAAACGGGACAUAACAAAGAAAAUGGACCCACUAAUGCUAGAACAGCUUAACAACAAGCUCAGCCAAAUUGAAAGCGAUUCGGCUACGAGCUCACGCACGGACAGCAAUCCAAACAAGAAACUGGAACCGAAACCCGUCGAACUUCCGUACCAGAUUGAAAAGAAAAACACUGAACUUACGGUACCUAAGCGAGUUGUUAAACCUCGGAUGGCACCAGUUAAGACAAAAACCGGGAAAGGCAAAAGAAACGCCAAAACUCGCAUUACGUCAUUUUCGUCUGAUGAUGAAAGCUUAGACUCGGACGAUGUUUUCGGAUCUGCGGAAGCGAUGCCUACCAAACUAGAAUUUUCGCCACCUCAAUCUCGCAAAGAGAUCGAACCUAUUCUGAAACAUGAGUCAAGCAAAAUGGCAUCCAAUGCAUGGGCUCGUGGACAGACGAUGAGCUCAACAGAAAUUGAAGGAUCGCCGCCACAGUGCAGAAAACUGGCGGAAUUGGAGAGCCGCUACCAUACCGGGGCAAAUCUGAAUACCCAUCAAAUGACCAGCACCGAACUGCGGAGAAUCUCCGAGCGAUCUUUCUCGAUUCCUAGCUCCGAAGAUGAAGCAAAACGCGAAGAAUCAACAAAGGCCUAUCACAAAACAGAGAACAUUCCAUCGCCCAUCAUUGAGUCUACCGAACAUCAUCGCACAGAUGACGAAAUCUACGAGACGGCUCAUGAGGACAACUUGGGCUUUGCAAAAACCCAACGAAAGGAUCCAUCUAAGAAACCUAAAGAAUCCAAACUUUCUCCUUCAAAGACUAAACUAAUCGAAGAAAUGAUUGAUUCGUCGAUCGUGAUGCGCUCGAAAGGACAUGCACCCAUACUGUUUGCUCACGCUCGUCUGAAUUUGAGUGAAGGAUCUGCGUUUGCAUCGCUCCAACGACAGCGAGCAACACUGGAUUCGCCAACAUCCGGUCGACGUGCAAAAAGUUUAGAUACUCCCGUAAUAUCUUUACACAAGCUGCCACCAAUGAACGCUUUCUCUUCAAAGGAUGAUACUGUAGGUUACGAAGAAGAAGCGGAAGUGUUGGAGGUGAAGUCCCUACAGAAGAAAGAUCAAAUCAUCGAAGAGGAACUGGAUGAAUCGACUCACUCCUGCGGCGAUGCGAUUGUCGUUAGUGAUCCGAAAGCGUCCCGCAAAACAUCCACUCUCGAUGAUGAAGAAUUUCGAAUGGUUCAAAUAGACGAUGAUGAGCUAGAGUUGUUGGAUCGUCUAAAAUACAUUGAAAAGAUUGAAUUACAAGGAGUGAAAAUCAAGGAAAAACGUAAGACAAAAACCAAACUCAAAAGUGGAGAUCAAUUAAUUCUGGAAAUUCCGAAGUACAAAUUCGAACCGUUCAGUUCUGGAAACAGUUCGAUCAAGACAUCGCCGGCCAUCAGUCGUGCCAGUAGUGUUGAGAGUACCGGAAAAAUACGCCAGAAAACCGAAAGCGGAACGCAAACGCCAACUGGCGGAACUGCUGCCGUGAAACCAAAAUGCAAAUCUACCAGUCCCAAAGGAUCCGAGAAGAUUCCUCAGCCUAAGCGACGAGCAUCUGAUGAAGUGAAAAAGAGUUCUCCCAAUGAUAUCCUGCGUACCAAGAGUCAAGAAUCUUUAGGGAAGAAAGGUAACAGCAAGGAAAAAUCUAAAUCGCUCGAUAAAAUGGAAUUAAAACGAUUAGGAAGCAAAGAGAAGAAAUCAGUGGAAGAAAGUGAACUGGAGCGUGCUCGUCGAAAAGAACGACAGCAAAAGCUUUACGAAUCUGCCAUGAAGCAAACGAUUACAAUGCUGAGCCCAGUAAAAGAUCAGCUACCUCAGUUUCCGGUGUCCGAAGAUAAGAUAUCAGUAAAAACUGAAGGCGAUAAAAUUAUUAUCGACGCCGAAGUUAAGUCAAAACCUGAGGAUCUUGUAUUCAUUGCGAAGGCUCCUAGGAAAUUAGAUUGUGGGCUAGCGAAAAUUAGUCGUAGUUUUGAGGAUCAGAAAAGUGUCGAGAAGCUAGACAAGGCCAGCCGAAGUUUCGACGAUCGGAGUAAGUCUUUCGAUGACCAUUCGGAUCGGUCGGAGCAUGGCAAUGCUGAUGACAGCAGUAGUAUCGUCAUAAAAUCACCCACGAAGCUAUCGAAGAGUCAGGAACUGAAACAAAAAAUCGAAGGAUCGGUAGUACAUAAAAAGAUCGAGGGUAAGUCAAAAAGUUUGGAGAAGAAAACUGAGCCUCAAUAUUUGGAUAUAGAAUAUAAGACAAGAAGCUUAGAUCAAAAUUACGUUGAUCAUUGUGGGGAAACAACUUCACCCGAUUCAGAAGGCAAUGCGUAUGCCAGAAAGCAGGAAGUGGUAAAGGUUGACGUUCAUCGACCGAAAACUGAGCCGUCUCAUACGGAACGCAAACGAGAUCGAAAAUCUAUCGAUAGUGAUAAUAAAUAUGCAGAAGAUCGCUUACGAUUCGAUAAAGGUAAAAGUUUAGAUGCCAAUUUGGGCACCGAAAAGGAUAAGACUCCUGCAAUAGAACGCAGAUCGCACUCACAACCCGAUGCGCUCAUCGGGGAGAUUGAUAUGCAAGAUAUUAUUUCAGAACGACGUACAUUAGAUCUGAUGAAGAGACGUUCAGAGGAAAGGACGCUGGAUAACGGAAUGAGUCUCAUGGAAAAUGAAGAUCGCAAACCGACGAAAACUGGUAGCGAUGAGUCGUUGACAGAAGUUAGUGAAAUGAAACCCGAACAAAAGAUAGGUUACCCGUAUUGUCGUGUUCCCACAAUCGAAUAUGAAGAACCUUCACUGGAAGAAGAUUUGGAAGAAGAAAAAGUAGAGGUGGUGGCGACUAGCAAGAAAGAAAUUAUGAGUAAACUCAAUCUUGAGAGAAGUAGAAGUGAUGAAACCACUUCUUGGGUAACUAUUGAGAGUGAAGAAUUCACGGGAACCGAUGGGAUCGGGCAGCCUGAGGAUGAAGUAGUCGACGGAAUACACAAAUUCGAAACACAAACUACAUUCGAUGACAUUCGAGAUAUCACUAUGCCCGAAUCCGAGGUAUCGACAUCGGAUAUUACUGUUAUUCAGAGGAAAGUUAAGACUAAAACUGUUACUGACACAAAAUCGUUUGAUCGGCCGCUGCCCAAGAUUCCAGAAAAAACUAAAAAAGAUAAAGGCCCCACAAUGGAGGAGUCCAAGAUUUCUCCAGAGGAAACUCAAGGUAAACAAGCUUCUCAACGGCGGGGAGACUUCCUUCGGCUGUCCAUAGAGCGAUCGCGCAGUUCCGAUACGGGAUCCAGCCGUGAAAACGACAAUAGUCCCGUGCGGCAUGACUCCAGCACACCCCGUGGCAAAGGAUCUUUAGAUGAAGAGUCUAGUUUGAGUUGCUCGAUUGCCCGACCUUUGGGAAUAUCACAAGAUAUGGAUUCGUUGGAACACAUAAAAUGCAAUGAACUACGGGAAGCGAUGCUUAAGAUGGAGGAAACUGAUGAAGUUAAAAGUUGUGUUAAAAAAAUGUCACCAACGUUAGAGAAACAGUGUCCAGUAGAUUUAGGCUCUGGAUCAGAACUCGAUGUGGAUACGGUUGAAGAUCGUAUUUCUAGAAUUCUGCAGAGAGAAGAAAGUGAAUCCAGCUCAGACAACGGUGCUACUCAGAGACCAAAAGUUUUAAAACCUAUACGUACUACUUUGGUGCACAAAAAAGUAUGUCGCACUGCUCAACCGAAUGAAAAGCAACAGCAACAAACGACGGCGGAGCUUAAAUCGGGUACCUUAAAAUUAUUGAGUGCCGACGGUGAUCGUAGUUCGUUGGAAUCAAAAUCUAGUUUAGAAUCUAAAGGAUCCCUCGGCUCAUUCGAAACCGAAAGCAGUUCAGGAUCGCUGGGAGCCGCACAGAGGAAAGGCGAUUUACAACAAAAGGAAGCGGUAUCAACGUGGAAACCGUUUCCGAUCGAAAGUUCCGGUAGUUCGAGUGUCGAAGAAAACUGGAUGCCUCCCGAUCAAGAAAGUUAUGAAAGUUUUGACAUAGCUACCGAGACUAUAGAACUUCAACGAGUGGCAGCACCGGAUCAGAAAGAAUCUUCUCCUGACGAGCAAAAAGAAAGUGAUUCUGAUUUCCAAGAUGAGCUGAACGAUUUUCCGGCUACAUUCGGAUAUCCGGAGAUGACAUCGACACUAGGGAUUAACAUAAAUACGGUGGGAUACGGCACAGGUUUCGGCAUCGGGAGAACGUUAUCGAGAAUCUCCGAGCGUAGCACAAACUCGGAGAAAUCGAGUGCUGAGGACAUCGAAGCUGAAAAAUCUAGCUUGGAAGAUCUUAGUGCCCACGAUGAAUCGGCAAUCUCCAGUGAGCACCAAGCUAGUUUAAGCUCCGAUUUACAUUCUAAUUCGAACCAGGCCUAUAUAUCAGAUGCAGAUCGAAGAACGUCCGCUGAAAUGCCCGACAUUCCAUGUGAUUCGGCAGCAGCUGAGCGACUAUCGGAAAUUUAUAAGAAUAAUGUUGUGAAGAACGGACGUUUUACUGUAUCCAAUGUGAAUGAUGGAGGUAAAAAACGAGACGUGAAACCAAAUUUACAGUGUUUAUCUACUGGUGGUAGCCAGGAUUCCGAAGAUUGGCCUUUACCGGAAAUCCCCUAUGACAGCACACCGGUUGAAAAAUACGAUCCGAACUUUAUCCCGCCUCAUCCCGACAAGCCAUACCCGAAACCAUACUGGGCUGGAUCGGCUGCAACAGGUCAUUCUCAGGAAUCUGAUAACUGGCCAACGCCACCCUCCAGUAUGUUGGAUGUUGCGAUAGUAGAGAAUGUUCAAACUUUCCGCGUUAGUGAACUCCAACAUCCCACGCAAGUUAUGGUGGAGUCUUAUACAGAACCUACCGGGGACGAUGAUUCUGAUCCUGACUACGCCGAGGUUCCUGACGAAGCACCAGAACCUCCAAAACGUGAUUAUAGACCUGCUAACAUUCAAACAAAACCGAUUAUAGGAACAUCCCCAUCUUCGCCGAUGGUAGAUCUCUUUGAAGAUAUGCCCCACUUGAAUGAAACUGUCACUUAUGAAGGCUACGAUAACAACACAUGUCUCAGCAGCACUUUAGGGCCAACAAGUUGUCUACGUACCACUUUUGAUGCAUGUUCAACUCAAAGAUCAUUUUCGAAUCAGGGCAUCAUGAAAGAAACCACUGCUGAUCGCGUGAUUAUUUCGCAACCAACGAAAUCCCCUCAGAGCCUAAGUCCUAUUACCGACGACGAUUUCUUCCUGAACGAUGAAGUUUUCGGCCCGGGAACAGUAAAGAUAGAAAUAUCACCUGAUGAUAGCAAACCUCCAUCCGAUCUUACGAUUCAACAGAAAUUUUCACGAAGUUCCAACAAUUCCGAUACAUCGAUCGACGACAUGCUAUCGACUUCAUGUACCACAUACAUGGAGGAAACGGUGCGUCGAAACCUAGAACCACGAAGAUUGAGCAACGAAUCGUGUAAAAAGUGUAGUCAUAGUAGCCAUUCUGAGGAGGAAACCAGCUCAUUCGGUACUGAUCUGGAUGGUACGGUGAAAAUGGGUUUACAGCAGAAACGGUGCACCCACAGUUCGCAUUCGGAGGAUACUUCGAUUGGCCUUAGCAUCUCUGAGUGGUCUACCGGUACCAACACGGUGCGACAGUAUGCGAACUUAUCCGGGUCGGAUAGUCUGUCAGCGGUAUCGAAUCAUUCGGGUAAUGCGAAAAGUGAAAAAUCGAAUCACACCAAAAGUAGCGUAAGCUCCGUGCAUAAAUCUACAGAGAGCCUAGAUGAGAAAAGUGUGAGUUUAUCUAGUAACAACAACAAACGGUUCUCGUUGGAGAAUCUUUCGGAUGGUCCGAAGUAUGAACCAUUUAGCAAUUCAGAUACGGAUAAAUUUUCUUCCGGAACGAAGAGUGAUGAUACGACGUUGACUUUGACGGAAAUGGCGCAAACUAUUACGGAAUGGUCGACAAGUAGCAGCAAUACGUUGAUGGCUCAGGCAGAAGCAUUGAAACACAUCGAAACCAAAGGUGACAGAGCAAUGAAUCGAACAACGUUUGAGUAUAUACCAUUGAAAGCUCCAAAGGUAGUUAAGAAGCCUCAGCUCGAGGAUAGGAAAAAUCUCCCAGCUGUACACGUAAAACCCAAACCAAAACAGGUAACCCCUCCGCAGGUGGUAACCCCGGAAAUGGAAACUAAGCCUCCACCACCAGACGUGAUUCCUAAGUCUGCAGUAAAAAUCCCACCAAAAAUAGUGGAAAUGAUUGAAAAAUCCCCUAAACGAUCAGCUCAAUCACUACCUCCUCCAAUUCAGGAACAACCUCUUCCACAACCGUCUUUAUCAAGAGAUCAACUAUACUUUGAGCUUGAGCCACCAGAGCCACUAGUCAGUAAACGUCGAACACUGGAGAUGAUGUCCCAACGUUAUGCGAGUCAGGACUGUUCUGAGUCGGAACUAAUCUCAGAACGACAUCAAGUUCCAGAUGUGUCGGCCCCACCAUCAAAACCACCCCGUGGAGACUCACUUCCAUCUGGCAGUUCGGUUCCUAUGGUCGAGAAACCGUUAGCCAAACAUCAUAGCUAUGACGAUAAAACCCUUUCCAAGUCUCAAAUCCGAGAGUACAAGUCCACUAAAAUGCGCCACAGUCAAUCGUUCCACGAACACCUGGUAUCCUCAGAUCUAAACAAAAUUGUAGAAGAAAACAUGGGAAGUUCUUCCACGACUACUCACAGCAGUGAAGCUACGGCCAGCACCGAUAAUUCAUCUCCAAUGUUUCCGCGACCGGAAAAACUUGUCCGUUGUUCACCGUAUUAUUCUAGCAGUCUAAGCUCAGAAUCUCCUCCAAUUCAACCUAUGCAACAGCCACCUGUUCAGAAACCUCCACGUAAAACAUCUAUUCCACGCAAUCUGGCCCCGAAAAGUCCUCCUAGCGGUAACGACACUGAUAGUUCAUUAGAUCACCGGCAGCAGCAUGAUCCGAAACUACGUCCUCGCGGUUACAGGAAAAAACGAACGGUUCCACUGAAAAAGAGUCGAUUAGACAACCGUCCACUGGAACACCAGGAGAGCUCCGAAUGCUCGGAAGGCUACUUCCCGGAAAUAGAGUCCGGUGGAUCGGAUGUGAUCGAUCAACAGCAGUAUCACCGCUAUCCGGACUUUGAGGAGGAGUUGGAGCAACUGCCGGAAGACUAUGAAGACGAGACGUAUCGCGUGGAAGACGAACGUGAGAGUAAGAAUGGUGGUGGAGUGUAUCCUAGCGCUUCGUAUUCCAAUAAAUUCGAAGGAUUAGAUAUGAUGGAGAACGUAGAUGAGAUGGGAUUCCCAAGAUAUGAUCGAUUGGGGCACAUCACCAAUCCAAACCUAUACAAAUCGGACACUCCUUCACCUCCGAUCAAACCGGCACGACAACGCAAACGACAAGUCAAGCGAGACGAUGGAGACGGUGAGUACGCGGGAGUGCAGUACACGCCGGAAAGUGGCAGCUGCUCGGAAACGAAAGCGGGUCUUUCGGAUGAUGUUUGCUAUUCGAGUGAGGAUAGUUUUGCAGCGGGUUACACACAUACAAUGGUGGGUGGUGCCCGGUAUCAGAAAAACGUGGAGAUUCCAUAUCCGGACUUUCUAUCCGAUUACGAAAACGAAUCGUCGUCCACCACCUGUUCGUAUGCUCGGCGAAUGGAGCAGGACCGGCACCGAUACGUCGAAAUGGAGCACGGUGGUGGAGGUGCCAGUGCUGAUGCGGAGCGUGGCGGCGAGGCGUCCGGAUUUGACCUGCGGGCACUGCCACCUCCGAUUUUCGUGGAAGGUCAAGGAUUGGAGGAAGAGGAAGACGAAGAAGAGAUAGAGGAUAAUGCAAUCUAAUGAAACUGCAAGACUGAGACGAUUGUAACCGAAUUGCCAACAAAAAAUACCUUUGCAUUGAUCGAUCAGAUGAAAACAAGUAACCGAUGUAGGCGCGAAGAAGGAUGAAGUAAGGUGGACGGCAAAGAAUGCUCCGGGUGCCAUCUAUUAGUGAGAUUUUAUACUGAACCUCAUCGAGUGUGGCUCACCGUUGCCAUCACAAUCGUCUGGCGAUAGAUGAAGACCGAACCGAACGAAAUAAUAUCUGAUGAUAUUCAACACCGAAAACAACAUUAAAAGCUAUAUGUCGUUAAAUGAGGGGGUUGAAGGUUUUAAGCGCUAAAAGAAAAAGAGAGACAAAAGUUAUUAGUGGAAUAUAUACAUGAUAAACUCUAGCUGUUACUUCACUCUAAUCAAAGUUUAACAUUAUACAAAUAGAUAAUUAGUUUCAAAUAAGAAUUUAUAACGAACAUUCAGUGGCCAGUAGGUAGGUAUAGCAGGCAUGGAAGUUUUCUGUUAAAUCGCGGAAUGGCCUAUGAAAUUUUUGCUACAUCCACCGGAUUUAGCAAGAUCGUUUAGUUUAGUUUCGUUCGGUAAAACAAACAUGAACCUGGAGGUGUUCAUUGAGUUCAAAAACUAUGUUGAAAAAACACAUAAUUUCAGAUAAUCGUUUCGCAUUGUUUUCAAAUAAUAAAUGAUCAAGCGUCGUUGACUUUACUUCGGAAACUCUUUAAAACAAGAACCAUCACAGCUAUGUUACCUUUCUGGACUAAUAAUAAUGCAGACUAAUUCAAUAGUUACACCAACCUACUGGACACUGUGUAUGGACAAGUUUUUUAGAGAAAACAUGGUAAACCCUUAGGUACCGUAAGACACAGCCGAAGCAUGCUCUAAACAAUUGUUAUAUUCUCACUAAGCACAUUACAAAUCGAAGAAAAAAAACAAUUUUAGAUAUUGCAUUAUAACAGAAUCUUGCAUUUAUGAAGUGUAGCCAAUUGAGAAAGGUAUCGAAACGAGAACAUUAUAAUAUUAUAGGAAAGGUGGAGUCAGAGAUGUUUAUAUGUAAACGUUGUUAGAAAAAAGGAAAGUUUUCCCGAUAUUAAAAGCAAACUUUACUUGACGUGGAUCUGUCGAUAUAGAACUACAAAUGGGAAGUAACGAAUAUAAAACUCAAAACUUAAUCAACAAUAACAAACGAUUGUUUUAGCAUAAUUCAAAGUUUUCGAGGAAGAAGAAUUUCAAACAAUCAUUGAAACGAAUGUGUCAAAUUUUCCCUACCUGAUUUACUGUUCGAUUCGUGAAAUCCGUGUUAUGAGUAGUUUGUCUACUUCCAACGUACCUAUGAAUGUCAGCCAAGUUUUAAUUCUAUUCAAUGUUAUCUCUCUGCUAGGUUUUAAUCAUCAGGAAUUUUUGAAACAUAAGUGAACACUUUAAUAUUAUUAUGCAAUAAAAAAGAAUACGGUUUAUAAAUACUUAGGAAAGAGAAUAAUACUUAUUUUGUAUCGACUUUUAUUCUGGAAUCUCAAUUACGAUAUAACGAAGUUUAUAGAAAAUAAUGUUAAAGUAAAAUCAGAAGAGGCACAUUAUGAUUGUAUUCAAUUCAGUUCAAGAGCUGAUUGCAAUGCCAAACGGUUCCGAAGCUAGCAGCGAAUAGAGUAUCAAUGGACGGUGAACGAAACGAUGAUGAAUGCCAAAAGAUUACAUUUGCCAAUCACCAGUUUAGUAUUUUCUAUUCGUUUUGCAAUCAGAGAACACGCCAAAAUGCUAAUCGUAAUCCAAACAAUCUGUCAGUAGACUAGAAAAACCUCUGAUAGGAACCAUUCAGCUCAGUUCAUCGCAUUUGAAGAAAUAAAAAAGACAAAACAUUCAGAUUGAACAAGAAAAAUAAUAAGCCGGUAACAAAACAAAACCAGAGCAAAACAAAAAUAGCCGUUCACGGGCAAUCCAAAUUAAGUAACAAACAUAACAUAAUGGUAUAAUAAAUAGCAAGUUUGGAAACUUUAAA